CCUAAAUACCCCUUAUCGCCCUGUUGCAACCCUAAGCUGCAAUUCCCAUCUAAACCCUCCGACGUUUUGCAAUCUGUAGUAAUCUUCUCCUCAUUAUUGUUUGCCCCUUUGUAAAUUCUUUCCAUUUUCCCUCAAUUCCUUCAUUACCCUUCUUCUCUUACUCUCUUUAAUUUCAUCAUCUCCCCGCCAUUUUUCUCUCUCCUCCCACUUUCGAAUUUCCGUUAACUCUUCCCUUUUUUCUGUCCCUUCUUCAAUAAUAUUCAAUUCUGAUUCUGGGUUUUCUUCUAGAUUUAUGUCAGAUUAUCUACUAUCUGGGUUCUAUGAUCUGUAUUUCAAUGAUUGUGAAAUACCCUGUUCAAAUUUUUCUGAAAUUUGAAGUUUAAUUGAUGGAUCAAAGCUGGGAUCUUCUGAGUUAGGGUUAGUUGAUCAUAAGACUGUUGAUGGCAUUGGUGACUAAACAUUGUUGAAGCUAGUUCAGUUGCUUUCUAUUUUGAUUGUGGUUCUGAAGAUUGCAACUGGUAGUCUUCAGUUAUGGCGAACCAUGAGUUGAUCCAUGGAAAAAAUCAUGGAGGGGAUUUAGGUCAUGACAAGCAGUUAGUGCAUGCACAUAAUCAUAGCAUAGGUCUUGAACAUACUCACAAACAUGAUUUGGUUAUGGGACAAGAGCAUGAGCAGGAACUGGAUCUAGGACACUCCCACAACCAAGAUGAACUGGCUUUGGAACAGAGCCAUGAUGUUGAACCGAGUGAUGAUCAUUAUGAGCAAGGUAAUAACUUGCUCAUGGAGCGUAAGCCUAGUCAUGAUUGCCAUGAUUUUUCUUCCCAAAACGAGUUAGCUUUAAUAGAGCACAAUGAACUAGCUGUUACAAGCAAUCAUGAUCUAGAUGAGAAUUUGGAAUUAGAUAUAGUUCAGAGCAAUGAAAUGGCUAUUGAAGCUGUCGAUGAUCUUGAUGUUCAGGAGCCAGAGUAUGUACUUGAUUCUGAUCAUGUUGUUCAAGCUCGUGCUCUGGUUGUUAGCCCUGGCCAUGAGCUUCAUGUGGGACAGGAAUUCCCGGAUGUCAAGAGCUGUCGCAGGGCUUUAAGGGAUACUGCAAUUGCUCUACACUUUGAAAUGCAGACUAUCAAAUCUGAUAAAACUCGUUUCACAGCAAAAUGUGCAGCGGAAGGAUGCCCCUGGCGUGUCCAUGCUGCAAAGCUUCCCGCAGUUCCUACUUUCACAAUCAGGACUCUUCAUGAGGUUCAUACAUGCAACGGUAUAGGUCAUCUUGGCCACCAGCAAGCAUCAGUUCAGUGGGUGGCAAACUCUGUCGAACAACGUUUGAGAGAGAAUCCUAAUUAUAGACCCAAGGAAAUACUAGAAGAGAUCCAUCGCAUACACGGGAUCACCUUGUCAUACAAGCAAGCCUGGCGGGGAAAGGAGCGUAUCAUGGCAGCUAUGCGUGGAUCCUUUGAAGAAGGAUAUCGACUUUUACCCCAAUAUUGUGAGCAAAUUAAACUUACAAAUCCUGGUAGUAUUGCUUCUGUUUAUGGUAAUGCAGCUGACAAUUGCUUUCAGCGGCUCUUUGUUUCAUUCCAAGCAUCUAUUUAUGGUUUCCUAAAUGCUUGUCGGCCCCUUAUUGGGCUUGAUAGAACCUAUUUGAAAAGCAAGUACUUGGGUACCUUGUUGUUGGCCACUGGUUUUGAUGGGGAUGGAGCUCUUUUUCCUUUGGCUUUUGGUGUAGUCGAUGAGGAAAAUGACGAGAAUUGGAUGUGGUUUCUGUCAGAACUUCACAAUCUUCUCGAGGUGAAUACCGAAAACAUGCCAAGGCUCACCAUUUUGUCUGACAGGCAAGAGGCUAUUGUGGAAGGCGUGGAAGCGAAUUUUCCUACUGCUUUUCAUGGAUUUUGCAUGCGCCAUUUGAGUGAAAGCUUCCGUAAAGAGUUCAAUAACACCAUGCUCGUCAAUCUUUUAUGGGAAGCUGCUCAAGCACUCACUAUUAUCGAAUUUGAGGCAAAAAUUCUCGAAAUCGAAGAGAUAUCACCAGACGCUGCAUAUUGGAUUCGAAAAGUUCCUUCUCGUUUGUGGGCUACAGCCUAUUUUGAAGGCACUCGAUUCGGGCAUCUGACUGCCAACAUAGUGGAAUCGCUAAAUAGCUGGCUUCUGGAAGCUUCCGGGCUUCCUAUCAUUCAGAUGAUGGAGUGCAUACGGAGACAGCUAAUGACAUGGUUUAACGAACGACGUGAGACAAGCAUGCAGUGGACAUCGAUACUUGUUCCUACUGCUGAACGGUGUGUUGCAGAGGCGAUUGAGCGUGCUCGUUCUUAUCAAGUACUUCGUGCUAAUGAGGCGGAAUUCGAAGUUAUAACCCAUGAAGGAUCAAAUUUUGUGGAUAUUAGAAACCGAUGCUGUCUUUGUCGAGGAUGGCAGCUGUAUGGGCUGCCGUGUGCCCAUGCUGUGGCAGCGCUUCUUUCAUGCAGGCAGAAUGUUCAUCGUUUCACAGAAAGUUGUUUCACUGUCACGACUUAUAGGAAAACCUACUCUCAGACUAUCCAUCCGAUCCCAGACAAGUCCUUAUGGAAGGAGAUGACUGAAGCGGCCUCAGAUAGCAGCAAAUCUGUCGAGGUAAUCAUAAACCCACCCAAGUCUCUUCGUCCACCUGGAAGACCGAGAAAGAAGAGAGUUCGAGCUGAAGAUCGUGGUCGUGUAAAGCGGGUUGUGCAUUGUAGCCGCUGCAAUCAGACAGGCCAUUUCAGAACUACAUGUGCAGCACCUAUAUGAAGUAUUUAUGCCACAUUUUUAGUUUAACUAGAAUAGCUACUCAAUAUAGUGUCUUGCCUGUUAUUAGGGAGAAAUUGUGAACAAAAAUGCAUGAGUAUCACAUGUUAUAUACCUAUUUUUAGUGAAUAAUGCAAUGUAAAGAAAAACCUUAUUACUAUUUUAUAAUGUUAAAUGCUUAGAUUCAAAUUUCUACCUCAUUAGUUUGUUGGA
Amaranthus tricolor (Joseph's coat) is the source of this 2967-nucleotide messenger RNA. RefSeq lists its product as uncharacterized. The coding region runs from base 532 to 2757 and encodes 741 amino acids. The record is from RefSeq and is a predicted model, not a curated record. NCBI's taxonomy places the organism in Eukaryota, Viridiplantae, Streptophyta, Magnoliopsida, Caryophyllales, Amaranthaceae. The transcript has 2 exons. Gene Ontology annotation, molecular function: zinc ion binding.